UCAUAGGGCAAGAAAGUCAAAUCUUCCAAGAAGAGAUGAAUGAAGGCACCUUUGGAACUCACUCACCAAGUCACUUCAAUAAGCAUUUAUUAAAACACCUGCUGUGUGCCAGGCACUGCUGACACAGUCUCUGUUUCAUUUAAUAUCUCAAAAAAACUUAUAUUCUCCAGGUGAGAAACAACAUGUACAUAGACAGUUAAAUACAAAAUGAUUUGUUUCAUCCAGUGGGGAAGCAUUAAGAAUUGGAAAAAUCAGGAAAGAUAUCUUGAAAGAGGCAGCAUGUAAGCUGAUCUUUAAAAGAGUAAAGUAUUCCAGGAUGAAAGAGAAUAUUCUGGACAUGAGGGAUAGUCUGUGCAGUGACACAUGAGGGGAGGAUGGAAUAUCACAUGCAGAGAACAGCAAAGUAGGGCAGUUCUUCUCAAAUACCUUUUUUUCAGCACACAAUUUCAGAAAUAUAUAUAUAUGUAUAUAUAGUUCUAGGUGUGUGAUCCUGGACAAAUUAAUUGUUUGCUUCAGUUUCCUCAUGUAUCAAAUGUGCUGGAGAAGAAAAUGGCAAACCAUUCUAGUCUCUGCCAAGAAAACCCUUAAAAUGGGAUCAAAAACCAUCAGACAUGACUGAAAAACAACUGAACAACAACUGUAUUUACAUAGAUAUGCUGUAUAUUCCAUCCUACUAGUCUCUGAUACUUUAAAUAAUAUUGAAUCUGUUUUCAAAUUAUUUUCAAAUAUUCUAUGUUUUAUUAAAGUAUAUUACUAUGUGUUCAUUUGCUACAAAUGUAAUAAAUACAGGGCAAAUAAUUUGUACCAAAUACAGACAAAUUCUUGAGGGACCUGGUAAUUAGGUUUCUGUUUUUCUGGUUUUUCUCCUACUCAGCCCUCUCUCUCUCUCUUGCUCCUCCCCACUGCGUCCUUCCCCCUCCUCCCCAACCAUGUCUUCCAGGAGCAGCUCCAAGUAAAUUUUUUCAGACACACAGAGAUGUGAGCCCUAGGAUUCAUGCCUGCAAGAUUGAUCCCCACAAACAAACAAACAAACAAUGUCUGCUAUUCUUGUCCCAUCAUAUCAAGAGGAGUUCCUGUUAGUAAAACUGGAGGAGGAUUCCUUCUUGGAUCAGGACCCUAAUCUCUGAGGAUAUGACCUUGACUGUGAAGCCUCCUGCCAGCAAUUCCGGCAGUUCCAGUACGAAGAGUCCACUCAGCCUCAGGAAGUGCUCUUCCGACUCCAAGAGCUCUGCUCUUUGUGGCUGAAGCCAGAGAAACAGACAAAGGAACAGAUUCUGGCGCUCCUGGUCCUGGAGCAGUUCCUGAAUAUUUUGCCAGAGAUGCUACAGACCUGGAUGUGGGACCAUCAUCCCAAGAACACCGAGGAGUGGUGACCCUAGUGAAGGCUUGGCAGAAUGAGCCCAAGAGAUCAGCUCAGCGGGGACAGGAAGUGCUAUCUGAAUUACCAGCAUCCUUGGGUACAGCACAGGAGUCAUAAAGCUUCCAGUUAGGUCCAGCAGAGAUCAAGCCAGAGGGAACAUCCCAGGAGAAGGGAAUACAGAGCCUCUACUGGAGACCACUGGAGCAACUGAGCCCUAUGGAGGAGCCCAAGCCCCUGCACAAGAGUGACAGCCUAACUUCUCGGGUUGCUGCCCUUCCUAAAAUGAGGAACAUUGGUAACUGCAAGAUGGUAGCUGAAUCCCAGAAAGCCCCAGGCCAUGGAAAUCCUGUUCCGGACUUCCAGGAGGACAUCAAGGAAGACAAUUGUAGGAAUGAGCCUUUACUGGAUCCUAAAUCCAAAGUGGCCCAUCAAGAGGAGUCAGGGAAAGCUUCUUGGAAUUCAGAUCUCCAUAGAUCGGAGGAAAGAGAAAGCAGCAAAGAUUCCCACCCCAAUAAGGAUCAAGGAAAACCUUGUGAGGCUUCGGCAAAGAAAGAAAUAAAAGGCUGGGGGAACCAAGAACGGGGCAAUGCAGAGGAUGAGAAAUAUGCAGGUGUACACUGGAGCUAUGAAGAAACCAAGGUUUUUCUGGCAAUUCUCAGCGAGGCUUCAUUUUCUGAAAAACUGCGGACCUGUCACAGAAACAGCCAAGUUUACCGUGCCAUUGCCGAGAGGCUGCAGGAACAUGGCUUUCUCCGGACGCUAGAGCAGUGUCGAUAUAGAUUCAAAAAUCUCCAGACUAGCUACCGGAAAGCAAGAACCAGCCACCCCCCAGGGACCUGCCCCUUCUACAAAGAAAUAGCAGCCUUGACGCAUUCCCAAACUGCCAUUGAACCAACUUAUGCCAUGAAGGAGAUCGUCUGUCCCCUAGGGAGUAUGAAUGGAGACUCUGACUCCCAGGGACAGGAGCCAGAGAGCUGGGAACAAGGAAACCCUGGAAAGGUGGCCACAGCCAAAGACUCUGAAAAGAAAGAAAUGGGCCUCCAGGUGUUCGCCCAGGAGCCCAAAGAUCUCAGGGCCACAUCCCUUUUCCAGAAUCGAACAGGCGUGCACUGGGGCUAUGAGGAAACCAAGGCUUUCCUGGCAAUUCUUAGUGAAUCUCAGUUUUAUGAAAAGCUCCGGACUCGCCAUCCCAACCGGCAGGUGUACCGGGCCAUCGCUGAGCGCUUGCGUGAGAGGGGCUUCCUGCGGACUCUGGAGCAGUGUCGGACCAAGUUCAAUAGCCUCCAGACAAGCUACAGGAAGGCAGGGAGCAAGCAUGCCCCAGAGACCUGUGCGUUCUACAAGGACAUGGAUGCUCUGGUGAACGCCCACACCGUAGUAGUAAAGAAAGAGGCACAGCAGCCCGGGCAGGCAGGCAGCAGUGCCGACCUUGCAGAGCGGGAGCCGGGUAGUUGGCACAGUGAAGAGAUGCUGGAAGACUGUGACAGUGAUGAAGCAACUAACAGAGAAGCCAAGAGUCCUGGGGUCCGUGCUCUAUUCCAACUCUCAGCUGAGUUGAGGAUCCAGAGUGAGAGCAAGGAAAAGACUCAGAAAGAGGACAUUUCUGAAAAAAGGCAACCCCAAGAUUCAGAAGGAGAUGGAACUCAGCUUCUUAACUGGGGGAAAAACUGUGAAAAUGAGUACAAACCAGAGAAUCCACGGGAGAGACAAUUAGGAGAAAGACAAGGAAAACUGACUUCCAAAGAGGAUUUUAAAAAUCCAAGAGGGCAAAAAGGAUGCUCUGAAGAAGGAAAGCCAUAUAAAUGCCUUGAAUGUGAGAAAAGUUUCAGUUGGCGGUCACACCUGAUCACACACCAGAGAAUACAUACAGGAGAAAAACCCUAUAAGUGUCUUGAAUGUGGAAAAAGUUUCAGUUGGCGGUCACACCUCAACACCCACCUGAGAAUCCAUACAGGAGAGAAGCCCUAUAAGUGUCUAGAAUGUGGAAAGAGCUUCAGUGAUGGAGCCGGCCUAACUGCACACCGGAGAAUCCACACAGGAGAGAAGCCCUACCAGUGUGAAGUGUGUGGCAAGAGCUUCAGGCUCAGCCCCAGUCUAGUUGUGCACCAGCGGAUUCACACAGGGGAGAAGCCCUACAGGUGUAGUGACUGUGGAAAAAGCUUCAACAACAGCUCACAUUUCAGUGCCCACUGGCGGACCCACACGGGUGAGAAGCCUCAUGAGUGCCCUGAGUGUGGGAAGAGCUUCAGUAAGGGUGCCGCCCUCCACAAACACCAGAGAGUGCACAUGAGGGAAAAGCUUCCACUGCAGCCCAGGAUCAACUCUACAUCAGGAAACCUGUGGGGGAAGAGUUCUGUAAAGGUACUAGGUUUGGGGAGACCUCCCAACAGGAUGACUGCUUCUGAUCUGCCCUGGUUUUGUUCAGGAAGAGUACUGAGCUCUGAUGGAGAGGGAAGAGCACUGGGUUCAAAUUCCAGUUCUGCCAUAACCAAUUAUGUGAUCGUAGGCUGAUCAUUUCCUCCUUUGAGGCCUAUACAUCUAUAAAUGUCAGAGUUGGAUAAUAAGGUCCUUUCAUUCCCAAUACCCAGUGAUUGUAACUUGGUUUUUCUUUUCAUUUUGGAAGAGAUUCUUGUGUCAGAAGCUAGAUUCACCAGUUUGGGAUUUUAAAUUGGGAAUAUCUAAGUCCCCUUCCCAGCUGUGCCUUUACUUCACUGCAUGCAGUUCACCCUUCCCAUGUGCCUCAAUUUUACCAUUGACAAAAUGGGGGAAGAGUAGUCCUGAUCUUCCCAAACAACAUGGUUUGGUUUUUUGUACUUUCUCCCAGAAAGGGAACCUUGUACACUCAAUACCUCUAAAUCUGAAAUCGUCUUUCCUCUUACCUUGAGUUUUUCAUUGCCUCCAUCUCAGAAAAGUAUUUCACUCUCACUGGGAUGGAACCAUUAAACUUUGGAAUUCAGAGUAUCUAGUUUCAGGGGGAAGUCAUUAGAGAUGAUUUGAUAAUUCUGAGUAUUUUUCACUCAUAUGAAUGAGCACAUAUAAAAUGUGAAAGAACUGGGUAAGAAUUAUGUGCAGGUCUCUCUUCCUUUUCCUCCUCUUCCCCUUUCUCUCUUCCUCUCCCUUUCUCCCUCCCCCUCUCCUUCCCUCUCUCUCUCUGUCUCUGUCUGUCUGUCUCUCUCUUUCUUUCCCCCACAUUGCUUCUAAGUCCUUUUGCUUGGAGUUUUCAACACUGGAAUUGUAAGGACAAAUGUAGGUUAAUAAAUGGAACUUCAGGGUUUGGUCUGAAUGUAUGAAGAAACAUCUUAUGCCUAGCUAUGGGAAAUGUAGAAAGUGAAAUUUAUUUCCCUUUCUUCAUAUUAACUUUAAAGAAUGCCUUAGACUAUGGUGAAUGUACUGCCUGUUCCUUUUGUUAUAUUAAUAAAAUUGAAUUUAUUGCUCUG
Antechinus flavipes (yellow-footed antechinus) is the source of this 4797-nucleotide messenger RNA. Its product is annotated as zinc finger and SCAN domain-containing protein 20-like. The transcript is spliced from 7 exons. The coding region runs from base 1577 to 3871 and encodes 764 amino acids. The record is from RefSeq and is a predicted model, not a curated record. Gene Ontology annotation, molecular function: DNA-binding transcription factor activity; RNA polymerase II cis-regulatory region sequence-specific DNA binding. NCBI's taxonomy places the organism in Eukaryota, Metazoa, Chordata, Mammalia, Dasyuromorphia, Dasyuridae. Gene Ontology annotation, biological process: regulation of transcription by RNA polymerase II.